Messenger RNA from Mercurialis annua (annual mercury), 669 nucleotides. Its product is annotated as dirigent protein 22-like. Lineage: Eukaryota; Viridiplantae; Streptophyta; Magnoliopsida; Malpighiales; Euphorbiaceae. The transcript has a single exon. The record is from RefSeq and is a predicted model, not a curated record. Bases 17 to 580 code for a protein of 187 amino acids.
CUUCAUCAUCUUCACAAUGGCCGAAACCCUAAUUCAUUUUCUCACAUCCACCGUACUCAUUUUCUUAUUUCUUUCACCAGCACAAUCUCACAGUUUCUCAAAGAGAUUAUCUCCAGACACAAUAGGCCUCAAAAAAGAGAAAUUAACCCACCUUCACUUCUACUUCCAUGACAUAAUUACAAGCAAAAACCCUACUGCAAUCCCUGUCACCAAACCAGAAACAAACUCAUCCACACUCUUCGGAACUAUAUUCGUGGCCGAUGAUCCAUUAACUGUGGAGCCCGACAUAAACUCGAAGCUUGUCGGAAAAGCGCAAGGGAUGUACGGUUCAGCGUCGCAAACUGAUGUUGAAUUUUUUAUGGUUUUUAAUUUUGUGUUCACCGAAGGAAAAUUUAAUGGCAGCACUUUGAGUCUGUUAGGGCAUAAUGCUAUAUUUUCAGGAGUGAGAGAGAUGACUAUUGUUGGUGGAAGCAAAGUUUUCAGAUUUGCUCGCGGUUAUGCUCAGGCAAAGACACACACCAUUGAUCUCAAGACUAAUAAUGCCAUUGUUGAGUAUAAUGUUUAUGUCUUCCAUUAUUGAUUAUUUAUGUAUUUUGGUUUCUUGAUUUAUUUAUUGCAUGUUGUGAAUGUUGAUGACGUUGAUUAUAUAUGUAAUAUUGCCUUUUGUUA